AUGUAUUUACAACUAAAUAAUUCUCUUGCAUGUCUGCGUUGUAUUGAGGAGGCAGACAACAAAAUCUUAAGCGGAAAAGCGAGAACAUCAUCAGAAAGAAAAAAAAUGACUACAAUCAGAAAGAAACUUGUUAUUGUUGGAGAUGGUGCUUGUGGUAAAACUUGCCUUUUGAUUGUAUUUAGUAAGGAUCAAUUCCCGGACGUCUAUGUUCCAACUGUUUUUGAAAAUUACGUCGCCGAUAUUGAGGUUGAUGGAAAGCAGGUUGAAUUAGCAUUAUGGGAUACUGCUGGGCAAGAAGAUUAUGAUCGUCUUCGUCCACUUUCAUAUCCAGAUACAGAUGUUGUAUUGAUGUGUUUUAGCAUAGAUUCUCCGGAUUCACUAACAAAUAUUCAAGAAAAAUGGACUCCAGAAGUUCGUCAUUUCUGUCCUAAUGUACCAAUUAUCCUUGUUGGAAAUAAAAAGGAUAUUCGCGCUGAGGCUGAGGCUUGUACUGAUAGCCGUAAUAGAAUUGAAACUGUUAAAUCAGAUAUGGGAAAAACGAUGGCAGAGCAAAUUGGUGCUUAUGCUUACCUUGAAUGUUCAGCUAAGACAAAAGAAGGUGUCCGUGACGUUUUUGAAACUGCCACUAGAGCUGCUCUUGCAACAAAACCAAAAAAUAAAGGAAAGUGUGAUUUGCUUUAA
Molecule: messenger RNA, 681 nt
Organism: Strongyloides ratti
Lineage: Eukaryota; Metazoa; Nematoda; Chromadorea; Rhabditida; Strongyloididae
Product: Ras-like GTP-binding protein Rho1
Exons: 5
Coding region: 1-681 (226 amino acids)
Biological process (GO): small GTPase-mediated signal transduction
Molecular function (GO): GTPase activity; GTP binding
Source: RefSeq, a predicted model, not a curated record